AUGGAGAAAGAACUAAAGAAACAUUCGCCGGUACCUCUGAAAGAAGGAAAAUUUCAGUGUGAAUUAUGUGGAUUAAACUGCAGUAAUGCAAAAGCUUUAAAUAGGCAUUUAUCUUGUCAUUCAUAUUUAAAACCACACGUAUGCGAAACUUGUGGAAAAGCGUUCAAACGAAGAAGUCAUUUAAAAAUGCAUACAAGCGUUCAUAUGAAAGAAACGCCUUAUGUAUGUGAAGUCUGUAGUAAAGCGUUCAAGAGCAGAAAUACAUUAACGCAACACUACCGUAUCCAUACAAAAGAGAAACCUUAUGUCUGUGCAGUCUGUAAUCAAGAAUUCGCUAGUAUGUCUAAUUUAAAGGUGCAUUUACGCAUUCAUACAAAAGAACAACCUUACGUUUGUGAAUACUGCGUCAAACAGUUUUCGCAAAGAAAUUCAUUAAAAUUCCAUUUAAGUAUCCACACAAGAGAAAAACCGUAUGUUUGUGAAGUUUGUCGUAAAGCGUUCACCCAAAGAGGCGCUUUAGCGAAACAUUUACGUGUUCAUUCGAAGGAAAAGCCUUAUGUCUGUGAAGUCUGCGAAAAGCCUUUCUCACAAUUAUCUAACUUAAGAACACAUUUGCGCAUUCAUACGAAAGAACAACCUUAUGUUUGUGAAGUUUGUAGUAAAGCGUUCACCCAAAGAGUCACUUUAGCGAAACAUUUACGUGUUCAUUCGAAGGAAAAGCCUUAUGUCUGUGAAGUCUGUAAAAAGCUUUUCUCACAUUUAUCUAACUUAAGAACACAUUUGCGCAUUCAUACGAAAGAACAACCUUAUGUUUGUGAAGUUUGUAGUAAAGCAUUCACCGAAAGAGGCAAUUUAGCGAAACAUUUACGUGUUCAUUCGAAAGAAAAGCCUUAUGUCUGUGAAGUCUGUAAAAAGCUUUUCUCACAUUUAUCUAACUUAAGAACACAUUUGCGCAUUCAUACGAAAGAACAACCUUAUGUUUGUGAAGUUUGUAGUAAAGCAUUCACCGAAAGAGGCAAUUUAGCGAAACAUUUACGUGUUCAUUCGAAGGAAAAGCCUUAUGUCUGUGAAGUCUGUGAAAAGCCUUUCUCACAAUUAUCUAACUUAAGAACACAUUUGCGCAUUCAUACGAAAGAACAACCUUAUGUUUGUGAAGUUUGUAGUAAAGCGUUCACCCAAAGAGGCACUUUAACGAAACAUUUACGUGUUCAUUUGAAGGAAAAGCCUUAUGUCUGUGAAGUCUGUGAAAAGCCUUUCUCACAAUUAUCUAACUUAAGAACACAUUUGCGCAUUCAUACGAAAGAACAACCUUAUGUUUGUGAAGUCUGUGGAGUAGCAGUAGAUGAUGCACAGAGGAGUAACAUUAGCAGCGUAGAUGACAAUUAUUUAAAAUAUGCAAGUAAGGUUAUCACCUCUGCUGAAACAAUAUUGGCUUCAGCGUUUCUGUUAAGACCUGAAAAAGAGUUCUGA
Messenger RNA from Argiope bruennichi, 1470 nucleotides. Its product is annotated as zinc finger protein 271-like. The record is from RefSeq and is a predicted model, not a curated record. NCBI's taxonomy places the organism in Eukaryota, Metazoa, Arthropoda, Arachnida, Araneae, Araneidae. Gene Ontology annotation, cellular component: nucleus. Gene Ontology annotation, biological process: central nervous system development; regulation of transcription by RNA polymerase II. The transcript has 2 exons. The coding region runs from base 1 to 1470 and encodes 489 amino acids. Gene Ontology annotation, molecular function: RNA polymerase II cis-regulatory region sequence-specific DNA binding; DNA-binding transcription factor activity, RNA polymerase II-specific.